Molecule: messenger RNA, 531 nt
Organism: Populus euphratica (Euphrates poplar)
Lineage: Eukaryota; Viridiplantae; Streptophyta; Magnoliopsida; Malpighiales; Salicaceae
Product: ubiquitin-40S ribosomal protein S27a-like
Exons: 2
Coding region: 1-531 (176 amino acids)
Biological process (GO): translation
Cellular component (GO): ribosome
Molecular function (GO): structural constituent of ribosome; protein binding
Source: RefSeq, a predicted model, not a curated record
AUGCAAAUCUUUGUGAAAGUCCCAUCAGAAAAAACCCUAACGCUCGAUGUGUUAUCUUCAGACACCAUCAGCAACGUCAAAAUUAAGAUUCAAACUAAAGGAGGAGUCCCGCUAGACCGGCAACGCCUAAUCUUCGCAGGCAAGCAUCUUGAAGACAACAAAACCCUGGCCGACUACAAAAUCCAAAGGGAGUGCACUCUCCAUCUCAUGCUUAGGCUUCGAGGGGGUGCUAAGAAGAAGACAUACAACAAAGUACCAAAGAAGGUCAAGCACGAGAAAGAGAAGGAGAAUCUUGCUGUCUUGAAAUUUUAUAAGGUGAGUGAUGAGAGCGGCAACGUGGAGAGGCUGAGGAAGGAGUGCCCAGAGUGUGGACCUGAGCAGUUUAUGGCCAGCCACUUAGAUAGGCGUUCUUGUGGUAAUUUGGGGUUUAGUUUUGUUUCUGAUCAAGAGAGUGGAGGUGUUGUUUUGAAGAUGGUGGAGGAACUGAAAUCAUACGAAAGAAGGAAAAAAAUAAUUCUUGCACAGGAUUAA